Molecule: messenger RNA, 1107 nt
Organism: Penicillium canariense
Lineage: Eukaryota; Fungi; Ascomycota; Eurotiomycetes; Eurotiales; Aspergillaceae
Product: STIMATE family protein
Exons: 2
Coding region: 1-1107 (368 amino acids)
Cellular component (GO): membrane
Source: RefSeq, a predicted model, not a curated record
AUGGAUGCUGCCACCGCCCUGUCACUUGCUGCAACUGCGGCCACGAGCCUGAUCGCCGCAACUUCCCCGCCCAGCCUGGCAUCAUAUCCAGACACCGCAUCCCCAUCUCCCUCAUCACACACGCUGUACUACCAUGGGACCCCUCCAUCUGGUCCGGACCCCAACAAAGGCAAUGAUGGAGAGUGCAAGCUUCUGGGGCCGUUCUCUCUUCUCGUCCAAGCUGCUCUCGGGGCCCUCGCACUGCUAUCGCUGGUGUACAAGCGGUGGAGAGAGCGACCUCAGCGGCCGUUGAAAGUGUGGGCGUUUGAUGCGUCGAAACAGGUCUUUGGCUCGGGGAUGCUUCAUCUGGCGAAUCUGCUGAUGUCCAUGUUCUCGGCGGGUCAGUUCGAGAUUCAACACACAUUCAAGCCGAACCCUUGCUCUUUCUACUUGCUGAACUUGGGAAUCGACACAACUCUCGGUAUCCCGAUCCUGAUACUCCUUCUCCGAGUCCUGAACUUCUUUGCCUCCUAUACUCCUCUCGCCAACCCCCCAGAAUCCAUCGAAUCCGGCAACUACGGCCAUCCACCCCGAGCACUAUGGUGGCUGAAGCAGUCAAUGAUCUACUUCUUGGGCCUCCUAGGCAUGAAGGUCUGCGUGUUCUUCCUGAUCCAGGCCCUACCCUUCAUCGUCAAGGUCGGCGACUGGGCCCUAAGUUGGACAGAAGGGAACACGGCGAUCCAGAUAGCUUUCGUGAUGCUUCUCUUCCCCGUUAUCAUGAACGCCAUCCAGUACUACAUCAUUGACCACUUCAUCAAGAGACGGCUCUCCUACGACCUCUACACCGCUGUUGACACUGAUCACGUUGAAGAAGAUAAUCACCGGCGUGAAGCUCUCCUGGCUGGCCUGGACGAGUCCUACUCCACUGACUCUGACGACGAAGAGAGAUAUGUCAAGCCAACAGUCACAGUAUCACAGUCCAAGGCGACUGAAAGUGCAUUCCAGGAGUCAGAGGGCCCCCUCACCGAGGACCAUUCCCCAGUCCCGCCGUACGAGCCGCCAAGCUCUAGCAGCAGCCGCAGCGAACAAGAGAGUAAACCAUAUCCUGUUAAGGGAACACGCAACUGA